Drosophila novamexicana is the source of this 1702-nucleotide messenger RNA. RefSeq names its product ras-related protein Rap-2b. The record is from RefSeq and is a predicted model, not a curated record. The coding region runs from base 623 to 1552 and encodes 309 amino acids. The transcript has 6 exons. Gene Ontology annotation, molecular function: GTP binding; GTPase activity. NCBI's taxonomy places the organism in Eukaryota, Metazoa, Arthropoda, Insecta, Diptera, Drosophilidae.
AAGCAAAAACUCCAUCAAUAUCACGCAAAAUAAACUGUUUUCGAAAUUCAGCUGGAAAUAAAAUAACAGGUACAUUUACAUUUUUGUGGAGCUGGCUGGGGCCACAUAAUUAAAACGAAACGAGAGCGCGCUACAAAUAUUUGCAUAAAACGCUGUCGGGCUAAUAAGUAAUGAACUAAGCCAACUUACAGAGCCCGCACCGUCGGUCCCCUUCGCUAACAAACCUGACAGUUAGCCAGCACCACACAGAUGCGAAUUACAAAAAUACAUUUACAGCAACAAUUACAGCAACAUUCGUGGAACAAACGCGACAGCUUAAAAAUACUUAAUAAAGUGCAGCACGUCUUUUGAGCGGCUCUGGAAAUUCUAUGAAAUUUAUGCAACACUGACAGCAAAGCCACAAACCAAAAGGAACACAUCAAGGAGCAGACAGACAAACCGAGCGAAAAAGAAAGUGAGAGAUAGAUAAAGAGCGUGCGAGAGCGAGUUAGCACUCAGCGGUGGCAGGUCCCAUUGCCAUAUAACGGGAUUUUUCGCCUGAUUUACAGUUACCAACGCACAUCACUCCUUUGCCAAGCUAGCACCUUUUACAACACUAACAGCAAAGAGCAACAGCAGCAAAAUGCGUGGCCGUCACUUGCGCCGACGUUUCAGCUUGCAGCCCUCGUUCAUGAAGGAUGACAGCGCCGAGGAUAAACCCAAGCGUGACAAAGUGGGCCGGAAUAAUGCAGUGGACGAUGCCAUUGGACCGGCAAAUGCACGUCAUAAAAUUGUGGUCAUGGGCGCGGCUAAAGUGGGAAAAACUUCGAUAAUCACACAAUUUCUAUAUAACACAUUUACCACCAAAUAUAAAAGGACCAUCGAGGAAAUGCAUCAGGGGAACUUUUCAAUUGCGGGCGUUAGCCUAACACUGGACAUACUCGAUACGGCCGGCUCCUAUGAGUUUCCAGCAAUGCGCGCCCUAUCCAUAUCAUCGGCAGACGCUUUCAUUCUGGUUUACGAUGUCACCGAUGCGUCCACUUUCGAGGAGGUGCGGGCUAUACGAGAUCAGAUACAUGAGACAAAGGCGACCACAGCGGUGCCAAUUGUGGUUGUUGGCAAUAAAGUAGAUCUGCUCGCCGAGGAUGGAGAACUCCGCGAGGUGGAAUAUGCCACAACCGAAUCGGUGGUAACUGUUGAUUGGGAAAAUGGCUUUGUGGAGGCAUCGGCGGCCAAUAACGACAACAUCACGCAGGUUUUCAAGGAGCUGCUCGCCCAGGCAAAAAUUACGUACAAUCUGAGCCCGGCGCUACGCCGCCGCCGCCAGUCGCUGCCCCAGCAAAUUGGCAACAAUGGGCCGGGCACACCGCUGCACCACCAUCACCAUCAUCAUCAGGGGGCGCACGGACAGGGGACGGCGCACGGUUCCGGCUCUGGUUCGGCCUCAACAUCGGCUGGUGCAGCAGGCGGGGCGCACGGCUCGCACACACCAACGCCGGCACAGCUGCAGCAUCUGCAGCGCAUCCAGGAGCGCAGCUUGGGCGCCAAACGCAAUUCAUGCACAAUUUCCUAAGCCAAUUGGCGUUGAAUAACAAACCUAAAUGAACCUAUAUGCAACUGAAACUGAACAAACGGUCUCCUACAAAUGGUUUUCAAUGUUUCACAAAUAAAAACUAUUUAUAUUUAUAUAUUUACGAUCUUAUAUAGCCUCGACUCAAUCGUA